AUGGCUGAGCCAGACCCCGAAGCAAUCCACAUCCCCGUUUCGGCUGAUGACAGCAACGACUCGGCCUUUGGUGAUGACAUAAGUGACACAACCUCUGUUGCCUCGACCAUCUGGCGCCACCGCUACGAGAAUGGCCGCCGCUAUCAUAAAUUCCGUGAAGGCGCUUAUUGGGGGCCAAAUGACGACGCCCAGAAUGAUCAGCUAGAUAUUGGCCACCAUAUGCUUCGACUCCUGAUCGACGAUAAAUUGUUCCUGGCACCAAUCGAGAAACCCCAGAAAGUUCUGGACAUUGGAUGUGGAACGGGUAUCUGGUCCAUAGACUUUGCGGAUGAGUUCCCCGACUGUGAAGUCAUUGGGACCGAUCUGUCUCCCAUACAGCCUCAGUUUUGUCCACCAAACUGUCAUUUCGAGAUUGAUGACUGCACAGAGCCAUGGACAUUUCCGAAAAACUCAUUUGACAUGAUCCACGUCCGAUGUCUCUUUGGCAGCGUCGGAGACUGGCCAGCUUUCUAUCGGGAAGCAUUAGACCACCUCCGACCAGGCGGAUGGAUCAACCAGAUGGAAAUGGCCAUCCAGUUCAAAGCCGACGAUGGCACGUGUCCACCGGAUCAUACUAUGGCGGAAUGGUCGAAGCUCUUCAUCGAAACGGCCGACAAGUUUGGCAAGACCAUGAAGGUGGCUGACAACAUGAAGACGUGGAUAACAGACGCAGGCUUCGAGGACGUGAACGAAGUGAGGUUCAAACUUCCCGUGGGUCCGUGGAGCUCCGACCCCAAAAUGAAGGAGCUAGGGAAGUGGAACCUACUGUACUGCUAUCAUGGAUGCGAGGGGUGGGCCAUGUUCUUACUCACGCACGUCCUGAAAUGGAAAUAUGAAGAAGUCAUGGUCUUGGUGGCAAAAUUCAAGGAAGCACUGCGGGACAGGAAAACUCAUGCUUACUACGAUGUAUCAGUCGUUUACGGACGAAAGCCAAGUGCUCCUUAA
Messenger RNA from Lasiodiplodia theobromae, 984 nucleotides. RefSeq names its product Sam dependent methyltransferase. The transcript has 10 exons. Gene Ontology annotation, molecular function: methyltransferase activity. The coding region runs from base 1 to 984 and encodes 327 amino acids. NCBI's taxonomy places the organism in Eukaryota, Fungi, Ascomycota, Dothideomycetes, Botryosphaeriales, Botryosphaeriaceae. The record is from RefSeq and is a predicted model, not a curated record.